AUGAGCUCUGGGCUGGCGGCCCCAUCCCUUCCACCCACCCCAGAGGACCCCCCUCCUCCGGCCCGCGGCACCCGCCUCCCGCGGCCCUUCCUCCGCAGCCUCCGGACGCUCUUCGAGAUCCUGGAUGACCAGCGGAGCGGGACCGUCCACGUCUCGGAAAUCGAGAGCCGCUGGGGCCGCGGGGGCUGCGGGGUGAGCCCCCCGGGGGACAACGAGAGGUGCCAGCUCCCUCGCGGUGUGCUCCAGGCCUUGCAGCAAGUGGCAGAGCCUUGCGGAGGGUAUUUAAGUUUCCCCCGCCUGGUGGCCGGGCUGAGAAUCGCCCUCCUCCAGGCCGAAGAAGAAGAGGAGAAGGUCGAGAAAGCUGGAGAGUCAGGCGCUGGAGUCGGCGGGCAGGCCGGGGAUGGGCAGAACUCAACUUCGCAGUCGAUGAAGAACUUGAGUCGGAUACGAGAAUCCGAUGGGAAAGGAGUCACACGGUCCCGUAGCAUCAACAGUUCCCUCUGUCAAGCUGGGAGACGCCGGAGUAUCCGACUUCCGAAGGAACCGCGGAGACACACCAUUUCCAAUGCCUUGGAAUAUGAUAUGCUGAAGCGAAUGCAGGAGCUGGAACGGGAACGGGAUGCCUUGCUGCAAGGGUUGGAGAUGGUUGAGCGUGUGCGCGACUGGUUUCAGCGCCACCUCCUGGAGGCCCAGAGGCGUCAGAAGCACAUGGGAACGGAGGCAAGCUAUUUCCCAGACCCUUACUCCAACCAGAGCUGCCUGCUGUUGGCCAAGAUCCAGGAAGUGAACCUGUGCUUGAAAAACCUGCUGGCCUCCCCUGGAAAGCCUGAAGUCCCACCUCCUGGUUUUGGGGGGCCCCUUUAUCCACCGGGAAAGAAGGAGUUUCAGCAGCAAGCUGUCACAGUCCUCAAGGAACAGAACCACCUGCUGAUCAAGGAAGUGUCCGAGAAGAGCGACCGCAUUGCCCAGCUGGAGCAAGAGAAAGCAGCUCUUUGCAAGCAGCUGAAAGACACCCGCGGCUACAGACUGCCCAGCCACAAAGAGUCCACCUUCAUCUGACAGCCAAGGCCACACUCUUGUCG
Molecule: messenger RNA, 1082 nt
Organism: Lacerta agilis (Sand lizard)
Lineage: Eukaryota; Metazoa; Chordata; Lepidosauria; Squamata; Lacertidae
Product: suppressor APC domain-containing protein 2-like
Exons: 6
Coding region: 1-1059 (352 amino acids)
Source: RefSeq, a predicted model, not a curated record